AUCCCUAACUGAACCUGCCUCGUCACUUGUCCUUCACCCUAUGCUGCUCAGCUGACAAGAAGUUUUGUUAUGGUGGUGUCUGCUGGACUAGGCCCGUGCGUACUUCGUCGGCUCAGGCAAUUACCUCUCCAGUUGCAGCGUAACAUGUCCUCCUCCGGUUCGACACGGCCCAAACUCCCAGUCUCCGUGCUGGGAACCAUGGCAUUCGGGGGGCGCGCAGACGCGGAGACGAGCGCCGCUAUGGUGCGCGCUUUCUUGGAGCGCGGUCACAAUGAAGUGGACACGGCGUUCAUGUACACAGAUGGACAGUCAGAGACAGUCAUUGGAGGCAUGGGGCUGCCCCAAACAGUGAAAAUGGCCACCAAGGCCAACCCCUGGGACGGGAAGACGCUGAGGCCGGAGAGCGUGCGCUCGCAGCUGGAGACCUCCCUGAAGAGGCUGCGGACGGAGCGCGUCGACAUCUUCUACCUGCACGCGCCACACCACCAGACUCCCCUCGGGGAGACCCUGAGAGCCUGCCAGGAGCUCCACAAAGAGGGGAAAUUCAAGGAGCUUGGCUUAUCAAACUACGCAUCCUGGGAAGUCGCUGAAGUUUACUGCAUUUGCAAACACAAUAACUGGGUCCUGCCCACAGUGUACCAGGGGAUGUACAACGCCACCACUCGUCAGGUGGAGACAGAGCUGCUGCCCUGCCUGCGGUAUUUUGGCAUGAGGUUCUAUGCCUACAAUCCCCUGGCUGGAGGACUCCUCACUGGGAAAUAUAAAUUUGAGGACAAGGAUAGCUCCCAGCCCACAGGCAGGUUUUUUGGGAACAGCUGGGCUGAAGCCUACCGAGCAAGGUACUGGAAAGAGCACCAUUUCCAGGCAAUAGAUGUUGUGCAGAAGGCGCUUGACGUGGUCUAUGGCUCCAACAAGCCCUCCAUGACAUCAGCUGCCCUCCGCUGGAUAUACCAUCAUUCCCAGCUGCAGGGAGAGAUGGGUGAUGGCGUGAUCAUUGGUAUGUCCACCAUGGAGCAGCUGCAGGAGAAUCUGGACGCCUCACAAGAGGGACCCCUGGACCCCGUCGUCGUGGAGGCCUUUAAAAAAGCCUGGGACCUGGUGGCACAUGAGUGCCCCAACUACUUCCGCUAGGGAACCUAACCACACUGCUAAACCUCGGCUCCUGCUUCAUUGAGGAUGGAAUUUCCAUUCCUCGUGUGAUGACCACAAUGCCUACUCUGUUUGUUCCAUCUGAGCUCUCUUAUUGAAACCCUUUAUGGAACUAGUAAUGUGACAUUUGUAAUUGCUAAAAAGCUGGAGUUUUGAGUUAUUUUUAACAGCUGACUUCACCUGAGCUGUUGUAGAAUUACAAGCAACACUUCUAAAUCAUAAAAUUAUUAAUUCAUUGAUGUGCUCGAAUAGCUUAGUGGUUGGUGGUUUAAAACCCACUGGUUUAGGAAGAUAAAAUCCAACUGCUGGGAAAUAAUUAUUCAAGCAUGAGUGUUAAAAAUCAGUAAGAUGAUAAGAGAAAUGUAUUUCAAAUACCAAUUUAAAAUACUUAUUUUUCAUCUAA
Molecule: messenger RNA, 1552 nt
Organism: Lepisosteus oculatus (spotted gar)
Lineage: Eukaryota; Metazoa; Chordata; Actinopteri; Semionotiformes; Lepisosteidae
Gene: akr7a3
Product: aldo-keto reductase family 7, member A3 (aflatoxin aldehyde reductase)
Molecular function (GO): oxidoreductase activity
Source: RefSeq, a predicted model, not a curated record